Lynx canadensis (Canada lynx) is the source of this 933-nucleotide messenger RNA. Its product is annotated as actin-related protein 2/3 complex subunit 5-like protein. Gene Ontology annotation, cellular component: Arp2/3 protein complex; actin cytoskeleton; cytoplasm. Gene Ontology annotation, molecular function: actin filament binding. Gene Ontology annotation, biological process: cell migration; Arp2/3 complex-mediated actin nucleation; regulation of actin filament polymerization. Lineage: Eukaryota; Metazoa; Chordata; Mammalia; Carnivora; Felidae. The record is from RefSeq and is a predicted model, not a curated record.
CCUGCCACGGCCCAGAACUUCCAUUGGGUGGACAUCGACAAGUUUGAUGAGAACAGGUUCCUGGGCAAGCAGGAGGAGGCAGCGGUGGCCAGACCAUGCCCGGACCCUGGUGAGGCGGAUGGCCUUCUGCAGCAAGGGGGCGUGCUUCGAGCAUUCCGUUCAGCCUUGCAGAACUGUCCCAUCAACACCAAGAAUCAGGCCAUGAAGGAACGGUCCCAGAGCAUGGUGCUGAAAGUACUUACAGAUUUUAAGAGCAGAGCAAUUGAGCAGGCUGUGCAUUCACUGGACAGAAAUGGCAUUGACUUGCCAAUCAAGUACAUUUAUAAAGGGUUUGAGAAGCCCACAGAAAACAGCAGCGCAGUGUUACCCCAAUGGCAUGAAAAGGCAUUAGCAGUAGGAGGACUAGGCUCCAUUAUAGUUCUCACAGCAAGAAAGACUUUAAAAAGAAAAAAAAAAAGGACUCCUCUUAUCUUGAGAAGAAUUUUGGAUGCACAGGCUGAUGAAGAAGGGAUUGACACUGGACCAUCUUCCUAGGAAUUCCCAGCUAAACUAUUUCAGGACAUGCAUCCGCUGAAGUGUAUUUUAUUUUCAAGGUGGAGGGAGAAGUCGUCUGUUUCUUAAAUCCUUUGUAGGAUCUGAUAGUCUAUGCCUUUGUCCGCAAGUAACACAGAACUGAUGUUGCAACUGCCUGCUGGAGUGGCUGGCGCAUCUUGGCCAGGUGUCCAUGUGUGCUCUGCCUAUUUAAAAUGGAGGAGGGACUAUCUGAGCAGGUACAGAUCCAAGGGCUGUGGUAAAAGGCAGAGCCUUGUUUUUUUGAAGUAGUAAAACUUCCAGGAUUUGUACAGACAUCCCUGGGAAGAUGGGGCUCUCUUGGGUUCAUUGUAAAGUGCCUACUGCAUCAAUAAAGCUCUUGGCUUAUUAGAAUGUAAAAAA